This is a messenger RNA of Amphiprion ocellaris (clown anemonefish), 641 nucleotides long. Its product is annotated as gamma-crystallin S-like. Gene Ontology annotation, molecular function: structural constituent of eye lens. The record is from RefSeq and is a predicted model, not a curated record. The transcript is spliced from 3 exons. Gene Ontology annotation, biological process: visual perception; lens development in camera-type eye. NCBI's taxonomy places the organism in Eukaryota, Metazoa, Chordata, Actinopteri, Pomacentridae. The coding region runs from base 48 to 572 and encodes 174 amino acids.
UUUACAUGACAUAAAGCAUCGCUAUUUGGAGCACAGCCGGUCUGAAGAUGGGCAGGAUUAUCUUCUACGAGGACAAGAACUACCAGGGUCGCCGGUACGAGUGCGACAGCGACUGCACCGACUUCCACUCCUACCUGAAUCGCUGCAACUCGGCCCGGGUGGAGGGCGGCACCUGGGUGAUCUACGAGAGGCCCAACUACUUGGGCUACCAGUAUGUCCUGACCAGAGGCGAGUACCCCGACUACCAGAGCUGGAUCGGCCUCAACGACAGAGUCAGCUCCUGCAGGAUGAUCCACUUCGCCACUGGAGAUCCCUACAAGAUCCAGCUCUACGGUAAGGGGAACUUCUCCGGCGAGGCGUUUGAGGUGAGUGAAGACUGCCCCUCGGUGCUGCAGAAGUUCCGCUGGAGGGAGGUCCACUCCUGCAGGGUCCUGGGCGGCUGGUGGGUCUUCUACGAGCACCCCAACUAUAAGGGCCGCCAGUACCUGCUGGAGAAGGGCGAGUACCGCAAGCCGGUGGACUGGGGUGCUGUCUGCCCCACUGUGCAGUCCUUCAGACGGCUAACCGAGUAGCCGCUUGCCCCUCUUUAUUAUCGUUUUUUUGGUUGUCUCUGAUUGACACCUGAGGAACCCAAGAUGCAA